Molecule: messenger RNA, 1713 nt
Organism: Corapipo altera (White-ruffed manakin)
Lineage: Eukaryota; Metazoa; Chordata; Aves; Passeriformes; Pipridae
Gene: BBOX1
Product: gamma-butyrobetaine hydroxylase 1
Exons: 7
Coding region: 187-1485 (432 amino acids)
Biological process (GO): carnitine biosynthetic process
Cellular component (GO): mitochondrion
Molecular function (GO): iron ion binding; gamma-butyrobetaine dioxygenase activity
Source: RefSeq, a predicted model, not a curated record
GUCUGAGAGCACCAACGCGUGUCAAGCCCUAAACUUUAAUUUGUUUUCCUGACACAUGGACAUCACCCAGAGCUUUCCCGUGGGCUGCUGUCUGUUUCAGGGAUUAAAUCUCUCCUCAACGUUUUUCCCCACUGCGGCAUAGACGCCUUUUUAAAGGAACAUAACCUGUUUUGUAACAAGCCCAAAAUGUGGAGGGCGGUGGUUAACGCCCUGUCGAGGGCCAAAGUCCCCGGAGGCCAAGCAUUCCGCCUGCUCCCUGGGAGCACCCACUGCUGCCAGGGUGCCGUGCCGGGGCUCCACACCGCCCGGCAGCUCAGCAUGAGCCCGGGGAUACAGAAGGUGGAAGCUUUGGACGCGGGCCAUUUCGUCCGUGUGGAGUGGGAGGAUGGAAGCGAGAGCCGCUACCCCUGCGUCUGGCUGAGGGACAACUGCCAGUGUCCCCUCUGCUUCCUGCCCUCCGCCGGAGCGCGCAGGCUGCUCUUCGAGGACCUGGAUGUGAACAUCGUGGUGAAGGAGGUUGCCCUGGCAGAUAGAAAAAAGGUCUCCAUCACGUGGCCUGAUGAACACGCAAGCGAAUAUGAAGCUGAGUGGCUGAAAAAACGAUGCUUCUCUGAAGAAGCCAGAGCAGAAAUGCAAGCAGAUUUAUUUUUACCAGAACGCCAGUACUGGGGCUCAGACCUUCAACUUCCCAAAAUACCUUUUGAAGAAAUCAUGUACAACGAUGAAAGUGCAUACAAGUGGCUGUGCACCCUAAAGAAAGUAGGAAUCGUUCUACUGACGGGAGCUGCUACAAGGCAGGGAGAAUUGAUUAAACUUGGCCACAGGAUUGGGUUCCUGCGCCUCACUUUUUAUGGGCCAACUUGGCAAGUGCAAGACAAAGCAGAUGCUAACAAUGUAGCUUAUACAACUGGGAAACUGUGUUUUCACACUGAUUACCCUGUUCUGCAUAAUCCACCUGGGGUCCAGUUUCUCCAUUGUAUAAAGCAAACAGCUACAGGAGGUGAAAGUGAGGUUGUAGAUGGAUUCCAUGUAUCCAACAAUCUGAAGAAACAAAAUCCUGAGGCAUAUCAGAUCCUGUCCUCUACUGCUGUAGACUACACUGAUGUUGGGGUUGACUUCUGUGAUUUUGCUGUGCACUGUAAACAAAGGAUUAUAGACAUAGAUUCCAGAGGCCAAGCAGUUCGCAUCAAUUAUAAUAAUGCAACAAGAGACACCGUGUUUGACAUACCAGCUGAAAAAGUGAGGCCAUUUUAUGCAGCUCUAAAGGAAUUUAAUGAUUUAUUAAGCAGUGCAGAACACAAGUUUACUUACAAGAUGAAACCAGGAGACAUAGUGACGUUCGAUAACUGGCGUGUGCUUCACGGUCGCCAGAGCUACCCCUCGGGUUCAGGAGUGACACGUCACCUGGAAGGUGCCUAUGCAGACUGGGAUGUGGUCCUGUCACGGCUCCGGCUCCUCAGGAAGAGGGUCCUGAACAGGGAUUGAGUUUCCUUCGGACUGGAAGGAGCGAAACAUAGAUUGUCUAACCUCGAUGACAACGACGACGGAAUCAAAAAAUUGAGUCUUCUUUUCAGAAACUAACAUUGCUUUUGACAAGGGCUUGUCAUUGAACAAGGGGAAUGGCUUUAAACUGACAGAGGGGAUGUUUUGAUUAGAUAUUAGGAAGAAAUUCUUUACUGUGGGAGUGGUGAGGCCCUGGAACAGGUUGCCCAG